Acinonyx jubatus (cheetah) is the source of this 2412-nucleotide messenger RNA. It is a transcript of the gene HIPK4, whose product is annotated as homeodomain interacting protein kinase 4. The record is from RefSeq and is a predicted model, not a curated record. Gene Ontology annotation, cellular component: nucleus; cytoplasm. Lineage: Eukaryota; Metazoa; Chordata; Mammalia; Carnivora; Felidae. The transcript has 4 exons. Bases 260 to 2110 code for a protein of 616 amino acids. Gene Ontology annotation, biological process: peptidyl-threonine phosphorylation; peptidyl-serine phosphorylation. Gene Ontology annotation, molecular function: protein serine/threonine kinase activity; ATP binding; protein tyrosine kinase activity.
UUCGGGGGCGCCUGGGGCCCCUCGUCCCAAGCCAGGAGGGCUUCGGGGGAGGGGUGUGGCCCCUGGCAGACUGGCAGUGAGGCCCAGGGGGCUGGGGGGUGCCAGGGAGGUAGGGGCGAACCUCGCAGCGGGAGAUACAAGUGCGGUUCUCUUUCCCCCACUGGGGGGCCCUCGGAGCCGGUGGCGGGGCCGAAGGCUUCAAAGGCAAAGCCUGUGGGGUGAGGGCGACAGCAGGGCAGUGCCCGGUGGCAGGGGCACCAUGGCCACCAUCCAGUCUGAGACCGACUGCUAUGACAUCAUUGAGGUGCUAGGCAAGGGCACCUUCGGGGAGGUGGCCAAGGGCUGGCGGCGAAGCACGGGGGAGAUGGUGGCCAUCAAGAUCCUCAAGAACGAUGCCUACCGCAACCGCAUCAUCAAGAAUGAGCUUAAGCUUCUGCGCUGCAUGAGAGGCCUGGACCCAGAGGAGGCCCACGUCAUCCGCUUCCUCGAGUUCUUCCAUGAUGCCCUCAAAUUCUACCUGGUCUUCGAGCUGCUGGAGCAAAACCUCUUCGAAUUCCAGAAGGAGAACAACUUCGCACCCCUCCCUGCCCGCCACAUCCGCACGGUCACCCUGCAGGUGCUCAGAGCCCUGGCCCGGCUCAAGGAGCUGGCGAUUAUCCAUGCCGAUCUCAAGCCCGAGAACAUCAUGCUGGUGGACCAGACCCGCUGCCCCUUUAGGGUCAAGGUGAUUGACUUCGGCUCAGCCAGCAUUUUCAGCGAGGUGCGCUACGUGAAAGAGCCAUACAUCCAGUCGCGCUUCUACCGGGCCCCCGAGAUUCUGCUGGGGCUGCCCUUCUGCGAGAAGGUGGACGUGUGGUCCCUGGGCUGUGUCAUGGCCGAGCUGCACCUGGGCUGGCCCCUCUACCCGGGCAACAACGAGUACGACCAGGUGCGCUACAUCUGUGAGACCCAGGGCUUGCCCAAGCCCCACCUGCUGCACGCCGCCCGCAAGGCCCACCACUUCUUCAAGCGCAACCCUCACCCCGAUGCCAGCAACCCCUGGCAGCUCAAGUCCUCGGCCGACUACCUGGCUGAGACCAAGGUGCGCCCCCUGGAGCGCCGCAAGUACGUGCUCAAAUCGCUGGACCAGAUCGAGACGGUGAAUGGCGGUGGGGCGGCCGCCCGGCUGACGUUCCCGGACCGCGAGGCGCUGGCGGAGCGUGCUGACCUCAAGAGCAUGGUGGAGCUGAUCAAGCGCAUGCUGACGUGGGAGUCGCACGAACGCAUCAGCCCCAGCGCAGCCCUGCGCCACCCCUUCGUGUCCAUGCAGCAGCUGCGCAGCGCCCACGAGACCACCCGCUACUACCAGCUCUCGCUGCGCGGCCGCCGCCUCUCCCUGCAGGCGGAGGGCAAGACGCCCGCGCCGGUGGUGGCCGCUGCGGAAGACGGGCCUCCCUACUACCGUCUGGCCGAGGAGGAGGAGGCCGUGGGCCUGGGGAGCGUGGUGGGCAGCGGGCCCUUCUUCUGCGAGGAGAAGGCACCGGGCAUGCAAAGGGCCAUCGACCAGCUGGAUGACCUGAGUCUGCAGGAGGUGGGGCGUGGGCUGUGGGGGGAGACCCGAGCCGAUGUGGUUCCCGACAUGCUGGCCCCACUGAAGGCAGCCGCCGCUGGCCGCCGGGCGCCCGACGCGGGCCCUGAGCCCAUCCUGGCCUUCUACGGCAGCCGCCUGGCAGGCCGCCACAAGGCCCGCAAGCCUCCCGCAGGCUCCAAAUCGGACUCUAACUUCAGUAACCUCAUCCGGCUGAGCCAGGCUUCGCCUGACGACGAUGCGCCGUGCCAAGGCAGCGGCUGGGCCGAAGGAGAGCGCCACGGGGCCUCUGCCGAGCUGCCUGCCAUCCUGCAGCGGGAUGGGGAUGGACCAGACAUCGAGGAUAUGACCAUGGAUGCUGACAGGCCGGGCCCUGAGCUCUUCGACCCCAGCAGCUGCCCUGGGGAAUGGCUGAGUGAGCCAGACUGGACCCUGGAGGGUGUCAGGGGGCCCCUGGCUCAGGGGCUCCCACCCCACCACGUUCACCCGCAUGGUGCACCCCGGACCACCAGCUUCCUGCAGCAUGUCGGUGGGCACCAUUGAUGGUGACCCCACCCCUGCCCAUCACCAGGGGCUGCGCUAGCUGGGCUGGGAUCCCCUCCUUAGAGCCAUUUCCUGAACCCACAGAUUAUUCUUACAGAAAGAUAGUUAUCCAGAAAUUCCCCAUUACCCUCGCCCAUGGUGCAUGCAUGCCAGCACACACACGUUGAACACAGGAGGGCCUUGCGGUCUGGCCCGUGGCCCCCUGGGCCAAAGGGACACAGGAAGGGGGCUGUACCCCGCUGGCCCCGCGCAUGCCCUUGGCCCCGCCGCCUCUGCCUAUUUCAAUAAAGAACUGUUCAGCA